CAGAGCGAAGAAGAGGAGAGAGGGAAAAGCUUCGAAGCCAGCAUAAUGGUUACCAGGCUGUCGGAGAAACGCAUAAGGCUCGGGACUGUGUAGAAAAUAUCAAUCCACGACGUAAUCUCAUGACAAACAGGCACCCGACUAAGGACAUUUGAUGGAGUAUCUGUUUAACUAACCCGCUGCGGAAUAUUGCGUGUAGAUAUGUUUAUGGAUGCCUAGUAGUGAGUUUGGUCUUAGGAAAUAAACCUGUUGCCUAUCUCGACAACACCGUUCUUCCAUUUCAAGAUGUUCCAUUGUGGAAGGGAUGCUGGACUGUUUCGCUCGUUUGCACUUUUCUAGUUGGAGCUCCGGCGACGUCUCGAGCUAAGUUUCGUGAGUUUUGUAAACUCUUAGGUACAAUGCACGUGUCUUUGGCAGAAGCGCUGCAGGUACGGGGAGGGCCUCUGCAGGAGGAGGAAGUCUGGGCUGUACUGAGUCAGAGCGCUGAGAGUCUCCAGGAACUCUUCCGAAGAGCAGACCCCUCGGCCCUGGGCUUCAUCAUCUCCCCCUGGUCCCUGCUGCUGAUGCCCUCCGGAAACAUCUCCUUCACCGACGAGAACAUGACUCAGCAGGAUCUGAGAGCCUUCACCGCACCCGAGGUCCUGGAGGGCCUGGCCCUGUCCUCCCUCUCCGACAUUGAGAAGAUGCACAUGUACUCUCUGGGGAUGACUCUGUUUUGGGGAGCAGACUAUGAGAUUCCUCAAAGUCAGCCCAUGAAGCUCGGGGAGCACCUGAACAGCAUGCUCCUGAGCAUGUGCGAUGACAGGACGCACACCCGCAUGUCGGUGCGCACUGUGCUGGACGCCUGCAGCGCGCACAUCCGCAGCUCCAGCUGCGAGCCCGCCUUCGCCUACGUCCGCAAGCUGGUCAGACUGGUGCUGGGCAGCCUCUCCCAGCUGGACGGACUGCUGUCGAAAAGCGAGAGGGAGUCCCUGCCGGAGCGGAGCAAGGAGAUCCGGGAACGGCUGCGGGGCAAAGGCCUGCCGACAGGGAGAAGCGCCGCCCCCCGGGUUCUGGAGCGGUACCGGGCCCGGACCCAGGAGCAAGCCCAGCUGAACCGAGGCCUCAGCCGAUCAAUGGGCUCCCUUCCCAUCCAAGACCUCCUGCGGGGGGAGGAGCCCCCCCUGGCGUACCCGGCCUCCGAGUACCACCCGGGCUCGGAGGAGUCGGCCGAGACGUACCACCCACAGCGCGGCCGGCCGGCAGAGCCAGACAGGAGGCCCCCCGCCUACCGCAGCAGCGCGGCCCACCAGCGCAAAAACUGGGCCUCCUCCGUGGACCUGGCAUGCCUGGACCCGGAGGCGCUCCGUUUCGGGGCGCUGGAGGAGGCGCGCAGGGGCAGCAGCGCCCUCAGCCAGAGGUCGGCGGGCCGGCACAAGUCCGCCUCCAGGGCCCGGGAGUCCCGGUACUCGGAUUUCGGGAUAGAGCCCAGGAAGGCCCACCACCUCUCGGCUCUGUCCGUCAGUUCGGCCAUCAACAGCGCCUACGACAGGAUCAGGGAGAGGCAGCGGAAGCUGAACGUGAUCAGACAGGCCAUGGACGCAGACGACCCUCUUCACACCCACAGAAGAUACCAUAGCGAUUACAGCUCUUCCAGCGAAAGCCCAUCCGUCGCUUCCUCCGAUCCUGACUACAGACAAGUGAAGAAACCGGACGAGGUGAGGAGGUACGGGUCGCAGGCCGCCCUGUCCGAGCACGACGCCCUGUCCCUCACCAGCCACACCAGCAUGAGGCACAGGCUGUACGAGGGGCCGCAGGAGGAGGGUCUGAUGAGCGCCGAGCUGAUGCUGCAGAGGCAGGAGGAGGAGAUGCAGCUGCUUCAGGCCCACCUGGCCCACCGGCUGUCCCGGGCCAGCCUCUACCCCGGGGACGAGCCCCUGCGGACGAGCCCACUCGACCCCUCGCUCCCGCUUCGCAAAUCGAAGAACUUCUUCGGCCCCGAGUUUGUUAAGAUGACCAGCGAGCCGUGUGUCGCCCUGAGCGUUCCGUCUUCAUUAAUGAAUAAGAAAGGCAAAAUGGAGGAGGCCCAGCGGAAGGUGGGCGUGGUGCUGCUCAACGGACAGCGGCUGGAGCUGAGCUGUGACGCCAAGGCCAUCUGCAAGGACGUGCUGGACAUGGUGGUGGCACACGUGGGGCUGGUGGAACACCACCUGUUUGGCCUGGCCUAUCUGAAAGAUAACGAGUUCUUCUUCAUUGAUCCCGAAGCCAAACUCUCCAAAGUUGCGCCCGAGGGCUGGAAGGAAGAGCCCAAGAAAAAGAAACCCGAAGUCAACUUCAGUCUGUUCUUCCGCAUCAAGUUUUUCCUGGAUGAUGUCACCCUCAUACAGCACACCAUGACCAAGCACCAGUACUACCUGCAGCUGCGGAAGGAUAUCCUGGAAGAAAGGAUGCGAUGUGACAUGGAGAACGCCAUGCUGCUGGCGUCGCUGGCCCUCCAGGCAGAGUUUGGAGAUUACCAGCCUGAGCUGCACGGGAAAACAUAUUUCAGACUUGAACAUUACCUACCCGCAUCUGUGCUGGACAAGAUGGACCAGACCUCCAUCAAGGAGGAGCUCCCCAAACUGCACAGCGCCUAUUACGGAGCCUCCGAGGCAGAGGCGGAGUUCGAGUUCCUGAAGGUGAGCCAGAGGCUGACGGAGUACGGGGUUCACUUCCACCGCGUGCUGCCCGAGAAGAGGUCCCAGACGGGCAUCAUGCUGGGCGUCUACUCCAAGGGCGUGCUCAUCUUCGAGGUGCUCAACGGAGCCCGCACCCCUGUCCUCAGGUUCCCCUGGAGAGAGACAAAGAAGAUCUCCUUCACGAAAAAGAAGAUCAGCCUGCAGAACGACUCGGACGGGAUCAAGCACCUCUUCCAGACAGACAGCAACAAGACCUGCCAGUACCUGCUGCAGCUCUGCUCCGACCAGCACAAGUUCCACCUGCAGAUGAAGGCGCGCCAGAAGAACCAGGAGCUGCAGGACAUCGAGAACUCCCCCCUGAGCAGCCUGCAGUACUCGGGCGGGCCGGCCACCGCCGCGUGUGAGAUGGGCCGGGCGGUGAGCGCCGCCAGCCUGGCGCCCAGCUCCGCGGGCCACCCCGACUCGGACCACCUGAAGAGGAUCUCCUACUCGGAGGUGGCCCUGAACAAGGCCCCCCCGGGGCGGCUCCAGCUGCUCCCGGGGGACCCCCCGUACCCGGGCCCGGGCCUGGGCCUGGGCCUGGGCUCCACCCCCAACCCCAGGCUCCUCAGCCGCUCCCACCACAACCUGGGCCAGGUGCCCGAGCCGGCCGAGAGCCGGGCGCCGACCCUCAGCAGCCAAUCCCAGAGCAGCCUGACACGGGCCCAGCUGCUGGCCUCCCACCACCGCGCCAGCUCCGACACCGACUCCAUCCUCGCCCGCAAGCAGGACAGCCUUUUUGGCCCGAAGCCCCAUGCCAGCCCCAGCUGGAGUCCCGAGAGAUUCAAGAAGGAGUCGGACUCCUCCUCCUUGGAAGACGCCGGCCACGCUUAUGUCGUAGGAAUAAGCAUGCAUAGUUCUGGUUUGCCCUCCUCCCCUGCCUCUUUGACAGUCAAUGAUUCCCUGAAGAAGAAGCUGAACGCCCUGCCUUCUCCCGAGAGGGCCAUCACCACCGUGAAUCUGAAGAAGGACGUGAAGUACGGCCUGGGAUUUCAGAUCGUUGGGGGGGAGAAUUCGGGCCGAAUGGACCUGGGGACCUUCGUCAGCUCCAUCACCCCCGGGGGACCGGCCGACCUCAACGGCUGCCUGAAACCAGGAGACCGGCUGAUAUCUGUCAACGAUGUAAACCUGGAGGGACUCCCGCACGACUCAGCCGUAAAGAUCCUCCAGAACACCCCAGAUGAUGUCACGCUGGUCGUCUCUCAGCCCAAGGAGAGGCUGUACGAAGAGUCUCCCUCAGCCUUGGCCCACUUCAAGAGCCGGGGUCGCAUGACGCCCCCCGGGCAGAGGCAGGAGAUGGACUAUGAGUCGUCAUCGGAGGAGCAUGCCGGGACUCCCAGCCCCCCGCCCCCUGCCUCUGUGGUCCCCUCCACGGUGUCCUCGGGGAGGCGGCAGGAGAGCCUGAGCUCCCAGGACUCCCGGACAGAGAGCGCCAGCCUGUCUCAGUCCCACCUCAACGGCUUCCCCCGCGGCCUGGUCACCGAGGCCACGCCGACGGCCGCGACCCUCCCCUUCCCCUCCGAUCGGCCCAUCGCCGUCGACGCUGUCCCCCCGGCACUGCCCCCUAAAACCAGGAAAGCUAAGGUCCAAGAGGUGCCCAAAGAACCGGAUUAUUCGGACAGAGGGGACUCAGACAUGGACGAAGACACAUACUCGAGUAGCCAGGAGAAUCAAAAGCUUAAGAAGGCAUUAUCUCCCAACUGCAGCAUGGGAAAAUUAAGUGGUAAUGCCCAAGGGGUCAGUAGUCUCCAGCCAGGAGAUCUAUUUGACGUUGAGCUGUCCAAAAAGGACAGCAGCCUGGGCAUAAGUGUCACGGUACUGUUCGGCAAGGGCGGGGUGAACACCAGCGUGAGGCAUGGAGGGAUCUACGUCAAGGCCAUCAUCCCCAAAGGUGCCGCCGAGCUGGACGGGCGGAUACAGAAGGGAGACCGAGUAGUGGCUGUCAACGGGAAGAGUCUCGAGGGAGCGACCCACAAGCAGGCAGUGGAGACGCUAAGAGACACCGGACAGGUUGUCCAUCUCCUCCUGGAGAAGGGUCAGCUGCCCACCGCCAGUGUCCACGCUCCCGUCACCCCUCAGUGCACCCCUCCCUCGGUGCCCAGCGAGCAGGACCCCCCGGAGGAGCCCCGCCCGGCACCGCCAGGAGACAAGGAGUACAGCUUUGUUACCGAUGACAACGUGUUUGAGGUGGGCCUGCUAAAGAACUCCUCUGGCCUGGGCUUCAGCUUCAGCCGGGAGGAGAACCUGCCCAGCGAGCCCCCGGGCGCCAGCAUGGUCAGGGUCAAGAAGCUGUUCCCGGGGCAGCCCGCCGCAGAGAGCGGCCUGAUCCAAGUGGGUGACGUCAUCCUGCAGGUCAACCAGAUGCCUUUGAAAGGGCUGUCACAACAUGAGGUGAUAUCAGCGCUGAGAGGGACGGGUCAGGAGGUCACCCUGCUUCUCUGCAGACCAGAGCCGGGGGUCUUACCUGAAAUGGGCCUGACUCCGAUGGCCUCGCCCCGGAAGGAUCCGCCCAUGCAGUCUGACCCCGCCCCCGCCAGGCCCGCCGUGCCCCAGAGAGAGGGCUCCCACCCGCAGGCCAGCAGGCAGGGGGGCCUGGGCCCCGUGGAGGAGGCCCUGGAGCGCCUGAUGCUCAAGUCGCCCAGCCGCCGGGACAGCUACAGCGACAGCACCGACAACGAGGAGGUGGAGAAGGCCUUCAGCCCCUCGCUGGAGCAGAGCGGCCAGGCCUGGGACCCCAGCGUCUACCAGACCCCCACCAACAACCCGGCCCACGGCCUCAGCCAGUACGAGACCCCGCGCGAGCUGGACGACACCAUCCGCUCGGCCUACUACUCCACCAGCGAGUCCCCCUGCAGGCCUGAGCUUAACCUCAGGUGCCCCUCGGUGCGGUCCUCGGAGCGCACCCCGCAGCCCGCCGCCUCCUCUCCGGCGCCCCCGGACGGCAGCCGCCUCGGCCCCAGCCCGGAGCCCCUCCCGCCCCCUCUGCCCGUGCCCUCCACCCUCCUCUUCACCGACAACGGGCAGGAGCUGGAGGAGUUCGUGCCUGAAGUGGAGCUGAAGGUGUCGCUAACCAAGUCGGAGAAGGGAAGCCUGGGGUUUACGUUGACCAAAGGAAAUGACCUCAGCUGCUACAUCCAUGACAUCAUCCAGGAUCCCGCCAAGGGUGACGGCAGGCUGAGGCCCGGGGACCGGCUGAUCAUGGUGAACGGCACGGACGUGUCCAGCAUGAGCCACACGGACGUGGUGAGCCUGGUGCGCGCCGCGCCCAGCGUGGUGGACCUGGUGGUGGGCCGGGUGCUGGAGGUGCCCAAGCCCGCCCUGGAAGCCCACCUGCUGCCCGACAUCGCCUUCCAGUGCCGCGAGGAGACGCUGGGACUGGUUCUGGACGGGGGCAGCGACAGCCUGGCGGGGGUGCUCUACGUGAAGGACAUCGUCCCGGGCUCGGAGGCGGCGGAGGAGGGCACCCUGAGGCCCCUGGACCUGGUGCACUUCAUCAACGGGGCCCCCACGCAGGACCUGACGCUGAGCGAGAGCCGCAGGCUGCUGGAGCUCUCGCAGAGGGACCUGGCGCUCAAGGUCACCAGGGAUGGAAAGCCUGUUGCUCCAGUGGAGAAAAGCCCUUCAUUUCUCAACAACAACAUCAACUCCAAAGUGAACGUGUCCAGUAUGAACGGCUAUCUCCAUGGAAUCGAAGGCAACCCACCAGAGGUCAUUGCUGGAAUAUGUCCCUCUGAGGAGCAGGUCAUUCACAUGGAGUUGGAGAAGCCCGUCACAGGAGGCCUGGGCUUCUCAGUGAUAGGAGGAGAAAGGGGCAUUUUUGUCAAGUCCAUCACCCCCGGGGGCAUCGCUGACACUGCAGGGACUUUACAAGUGGGAGACAGGUUACUGAAGGUGAAUGAAGAGUUGAUGACUGGAGUGUCGCACACGAAAGCAGUCACCACCAUCCGCAAAGCCAGGGGCCUGGUUCACCUCGCCGUGUCUCGACCGCCUGACCAGACCCCCAACACCUACCUGGGGUACCUCCCCACUAACUCUGACAAGUGUAACGGCAACACAGACGCCAGUGAGGACAGCGGGGUAAAAUCUAAACUCAGCCCAGGAGACGGACAGAAAUCCAGCAGAGACCGAACCCCUCCGCCUAUCCCCCCAAUAGACUAUGACUCAGGGGACCUAGAGAAGGAGAAGAAGAGCGAGACCGCGGAGCUGUCUGAGGACACGGACUGCGACGGCUCCUCUCUGCCUGAGGAUUCUCCAGAGACCUCCAGAAAGCCUGCGUGGAAAGAGGAAUGUGUAGAUGAGCCACAGACAGAGAGCUUCCUGAGGACGCCCGGGGCCCCGCAGGAGGAGGAUGAGAUCACAUGGGGCAGCGAUGAGCUUCCCAUAGAGAACAUCAACUCCAAGUUCACAGACGAUGGCCUCAUCAUUACAGAAGAUGAGCUGACCUCCCUCCCCCUGGUCAAAGUGGUCCCCGACGGCCAGUACACAGGAGCCAAGCUCAACACCGUGGUCCGCAUGCUCCGUGGCCUACUGGAACAGAAGAUCCCCCUGCAGGAGUUUGAGAAUCUGCAGAAUUUGCAGCCACUAGAUGACUGCUUGAUUGGCCAAACCAAGGAGAACAAGAAGAAGAACAGAUAUAAGAACAUUGUCCCCUUUGACACCACCCGCGUAGUCUUGGGCAAAGAUGGGGGCUACAUCAACGCCAACUUCAUUAAUAUGCCAGUGAAGAAUGAGAACUUCAUGUAUAUCGCCUGCCAAGGGCCUUUGCCCACCACUCUAGCUGACUUUUGGCAAAUGGUGUGGGAGCAGAAGUCCAACGUGAUCGCCAUGAUGACUCAGGAGGUGGAGGGCGGAAAGAUUAAAUGUCAGCGCUACUGGCCCGACACCCCAAAGACCGCCGAAAUGGUGGACGAGAGGCUUCAGAUAAUGCUGGUCAAGGAUCAGCACCUGGACAAUUUUGUUAUCCGCCUCAUUGAGGUCAAAGACAUCCAGACCAAUGAGGUUCAGCAUGUCACUCACUUGAACUACACUGGCUGGCCAGACCACGGAACACCCACCCAACCAGAGCAGCUGCUGACGUUCAUCUCCUAUAUGAGGCAUAUCCACCGGUCAGGACCCAUAAUCACCCACUGCAGUGCAGGGAUUGGCCGUUCUGGAACUCUUAUUUGCAUAGAUGUGGUUCUGGGCCUCAUCAGCAAAGAUGCAGAUUUUGAUAUCUCAGAUGUUGUGCGUACUAUGCGGCUGCAGAGACACGGAAUGGUCCAAACAGAGGAACAGUACAUAUUCUGCUACCAAGUGAUCCUGUAUGUGCUGCGGUGCCUUCAAGCGGACGAGAAGAUUUCAGGAUAGCGGGUAGCGCUCAUGAGCGCCCCAGUGAGACUUACCUGUGGGAGUAGCACAGUGACACUGAGGUGUACGCAAUGGUACAGUUUAAACAAAUGGAAGCUUUUGUUGCUGAGGGUUUACAAACAUUUGUGCAAAUUUUAUAGCUGGCCUUACAACAUUUUGCUCCAUGACUUUGAAGUAAAUCCCAAGGGAUUCUGUAUAGAUUUUUUUUUUUUUUUUUUUUUGCUUUAGUUCUCUCUUGGGCUGCUGCUCUUUUAAAAACAAAUAAAAGUUGAUUUUAUAUGUGACAUAUUCAGCAGUAAAAAUGCCUUUUAUAAAUUCUUUGAAAUUAAACAACUAUAAAGGUUAUAAAUUAAUUCAUAUCUUAUAAGGAACAAAGAUCAUACAUGUAUGUAUUUUAAGCUAUAAGAUGCGAAAGGUUGCCUUGACAGAAUACAACGACAGUAUUUGCUUUGUAAAUCUAUUAUUAAUUGCCGACUGCCAGUGGUAAUCAUGAAAUUAAAGUGUAUAUAUUUAUCAGAUGAAACUGUGGAUACAUUUGAAAUUGUUAUUUACUGGACUGUUUG
This is a messenger RNA of Megalops cyprinoides (Indo-Pacific tarpon), 8602 nucleotides long. It is a transcript of the gene ptpn13, whose product is annotated as protein tyrosine phosphatase non-receptor type 13. Bases 396 to 8039 code for a protein of 2547 amino acids. Gene Ontology annotation, cellular component: nucleus; cytoplasm; cytoskeleton. Gene Ontology annotation, molecular function: phosphatidylinositol 3-kinase regulatory subunit binding; protein tyrosine phosphatase activity. The transcript has 49 exons. The record is from RefSeq and is a predicted model, not a curated record. Lineage: Eukaryota; Metazoa; Chordata; Actinopteri; Elopiformes; Megalopidae. Gene Ontology annotation, biological process: peptidyl-tyrosine dephosphorylation.